Molecule: messenger RNA, 864 nt
Organism: Neoarthrinium moseri
Lineage: Eukaryota; Fungi; Ascomycota; Sordariomycetes; Amphisphaeriales; Apiosporaceae
Exons: 4
Coding region: 1-864 (287 amino acids)
Biological process (GO): proteolysis
Molecular function (GO): metalloendopeptidase activity; ATP binding; ATP-dependent peptidase activity
Source: RefSeq, a predicted model, not a curated record
AUGGCCCCCGUCUACGAGAAGUCCGGAGUCUUUGCCGGGCAGCUAGUCCGAAGCGCCAGGGCGGCCGUGGUGGCAGCCGGCCCGGGGGUCGCCAGGCUCGCAACCCGCGACGUCCUUUCGCGCCGCGACUUGACUGUCUCCAGCGAUGCGCAGAAGGUCACGCUUGGAAUAAUCGCAGUGUAUAUCGUCGUCAUCGCUAUUCUGUGGAAUUUGCCGUACGUGCGAUGGAGUCUAUGGCCUUUCAAAAUGCUGGUUAUCGCGUUCCACGAGUUCGGACAUGCCAUCACGGCGGUCUGCACCGGCGGCCGCGUCAAGUCUAUCUCGCUUGAUCCCCGUGAAGGUGGCGUGACGCACAUGGUGGGAGGCAAGAGCGCCAUCACCCUCCCGGCAGGCUACCUUGGAUCGUCUCUUAUCGGUGCCCUGCUCAUCUUUUGCGGCUUUGAUAUUGUCGCGAGCAAGGUGGCGAGUAUCGUCCUCGGAGUCUGUUUUCUGCUUACACUGUGGUGGGGCAAGAGAGACUGGUUGACGAUCUUAACGGUGCUCCUUGCCGUCGGUCUGAUCAUCGCGUGCUGGUUCAUUGUGCACGCUGAGCCCUUGAGAUUUGUGGUGCUCUUUAUUGGCGUCAUGUCCUCUUUGUACAGUGUCUGGGAUAUCUGCGAUGACCUGAUCCUACGUAAAGUAAACAGCUCAGACGCCAGCGUUUUCGCACAGAGAUAUGGCGGCUCUUCUCAGUGCUGGGGCGUCAUCUGGUCGAUCAUCUCGAUUCUUUUCAUGGUGGCCGGCAUCAUUGCUGGAAUUGCAGCAUUUCCCGAGUCCUUUGCCCAACAGGAAGAAGACUCGAAGAACUUUAUACCAACCCGCUAG